CUGCAGAACCAGUCAUUUGGCGACGUGUACCCGGUCUGUGUGUGAAAGUGUUCAGGUGUCUCGUCUCUGCUGUGGGAACAGUUCGUCAGAAAAAGACUCUACAACCUCCGAACAGCCGAACCAUGGGCGGUUCGCAGAGCGUGGAGAUACCGGGGGGAGGCUCGGAGGGCUACCACGUCCUGCGUGUUCAGGAGAACUCACCUGGACACCGUGCAGGACUGGAACCAUUCUUUGACUUCAUUGUCUCCAUCAAUCACACCAGACUGAACAAGGACAACGACACCUUGAAGGACUUGCUCAAAGCCAGUGUGGAGAAACCAGUGAAGAUGCUGGUUUACUCCUCAAAGACUCUGGAACUGCGUGAGACCACUGUGACGCCCAGCAACUUGUGGGGGGGCCAGGGCUUGCUCGGUGUCUCCAUUCGCUUUUGCAGCUUUGAAGGAGCCAAUGAAAAUGUUUGGCAUGUGCUGGAAGUGGAGCCGAACUCCCCUGCAGCCCUCGCUGGCCUGCGGCCACACACGGACUACAUCAUUGGAGCCGACACCGUCAUGAAUGAGUCCGAGGACUUAUUCUCUCUGAUAGAGAGCCACGAGGGAAAGGGCCUGAAGCUCUAUGUGUACAACACAGAUACUGACAACUGCAGAGAGGUGGUCAUUACACCUAACGGUGCCUGGGGAGGGGAUGGCAGCCUUGGAUGUGGGAUUGGCUACGGAUACCUCCACAGAAUCCCCACCCGGCCUUUUGAGGAGGGGAAGAAGAUCAGCUUCCCUGGGAAUUCUACCAGUGAGCCCGUCAGUCCGCUCAAGGAUGGAUUCACUGAGGUCCAGCUCUCAGCCGUGACCCCACCCACCUCUACACCUGCCGUCUCCGCUGGCCUUGAAGACUCGUUGUCUGGCCUGUCAAUCAGCUCAGCCCCACCCACUCUGCCCAGUGAGCUGCAAACAGGCCUGCCCACCGUCCCUCUCCUGCCCUCCUCCACCAGCCCUUCCUUCAGCUCCAUCGCUCCACUGAACCCUGCCGCCGCCACCUUCAACCCGGCCUCAACACUGCCAGGACUGAUGCCCCUCUCAGGAGGACUACCUCUCCCCAACCUUCCCAACCUGAACCUGCCCCUCCCAGACCUCAGCACUAUUUCAGUUCCAGCAGCAGUCCCGCCUCUAGCUUCACUGCCCCCCCUGAACAUACCAGGUCUCGCCUCAUUUCCCCCCCUGCCAGCCAUGCUGCCCUCCCAGCUGCCUUCUCUGCUCUCCCACGGCAUGCCCCCCACCUCCAGCCCACCCCCAGCCUCAGUCACAGUCACCGCUGCGCCCGUGACCGGUCCAGCCGUGGAUUGUGUACCCCCAACAGACGCAGACUCCAGGAAGGCCACAGAAUUGCCUGUUCCCACGGAAACAUCGAUGUCAUCAUAACGAGGAGGGGAGGAUAGCCCCCCACCACCUAGUCAAACCGUAAACGCACCCAGUUCCUCUUUUCUCCUUCUGUCUUUAGGUGUUUUCUAUUUAUUUGGCCAGGAGCGAGCAGGCACUCAGACACUAUGAAGGGAGGGGUGUGUGUGUGUGUGUGUGUGUGUGUGUGUGUGUGUGUGUGUGUGUGUGUGUGUGUGUGUGUGUGUGUGUGUGUGUGGACAGUGUAGCGCUGCAGCUCGUCUAAGCUGCUGCGUAAAUGAAGAGCAGGUCUAGUCUUUGGUUUGUUUGCUUUAACUCCUGCAGUCACAACAAACCAGAACUUUCUUUGACUUUUCCUUUUUCUGACUGGGCCUUUUUUUUUCUUCUUCUUCUUCUUCUUUUUUAUACAUAUAUAAGCAUUGUACGAUAAAGGAGCUGGAUAAUGAACAGAUUUUACUGAAGUGGGCUUACAAAGAAAUUAAUCUGCACUGCUGUAGUAAAAACAUAUGUAACUGUAAACAUGUAAAUUUUGUCCUAUUGUCCAGCUCUACAGUGUAACCUUUUUAUGAGAGUUUUCCCUCCGAUCAGUAGAGUCAUUAAACAAAUGCAUAAUUCUUUUCUGUUAAAGUUUCAGUGAAUGAAUCUGCAUUAUUUUGCACCUUUUUUUUUUGCGUUUUGAAACGAUUGUCCCUCUAAGACCCCAUGUAUAUGCAGACCUACACAUCGUUGUUACAGUCAGUAACAGGCUGACGGCCUCGCCUGAGGAGACACACACACGGUGGAGCUUCUCAGCAGUGGAUGGACUUGCCGUUCGGUGACCCCGUUAUUUAACUGGUCCCCAUUAAAAGGGUCAAAGCGGAUUGUUGGGCAGAGCUGCAGUAAAGCCACAGGGUGUUUCUGUAUGAACUGGAUGCACAGCGCGAGCAAUAAAAGCCAAAUGAAUUUUA
Austrofundulus limnaeus is the source of this 2332-nucleotide messenger RNA. Its product is annotated as Golgi reassembly-stacking protein 2. The transcript has 10 exons. Gene Ontology annotation, molecular function: protein binding. Gene Ontology annotation, cellular component: Golgi apparatus. Lineage: Eukaryota; Metazoa; Chordata; Actinopteri; Cyprinodontiformes; Rivulidae. Gene Ontology annotation, biological process: Golgi organization. Bases 123 to 1409 code for a protein of 428 amino acids. The record is from RefSeq and is a predicted model, not a curated record.